This is a messenger RNA of Histoplasma mississippiense, 378 nucleotides long. RefSeq lists its product with no specific name. Lineage: Eukaryota; Fungi; Ascomycota; Eurotiomycetes; Onygenales; Ajellomycetaceae. The record is from RefSeq and is a predicted model, not a curated record. Bases 1 to 378 code for a protein of 125 amino acids. The transcript has a single exon.
AUGGAUCACGGUGCAUCCGAUUAUAACUAUCGCCAUGACUCCACCGAAGAUGUCCCCUCCCUAACCAGCAGCACUUCCACCACAACAGGAACCAUGUCCAGGUUUUCCUCGAGUUUCUACAACAGAGGUCCCGGUGAUCGUGCCUCGUCUUUCUCUGCGGCGACACCUCGACGCACCAGCCGCUCGAAUGCACCCAAACGGUCCAGCCUGGUUAGCCUUUCGAAGUUAGUUACGGGGAGCACCGGUGAGAAAUCGAAACUUAGUUAUGAGGAGAAAGCACCGCGUGACGACGUUGAGAAAAGUAAGAAGAAGGAACAUCGGAUUAGUCGGUUGAUGCACUUUUGGAAAGCAAAGGAGAAGCAAAGGGAAACCGAUUGA